Sus scrofa (pig) is the source of this 671-nucleotide messenger RNA. RefSeq names its product small nuclear ribonucleoprotein polypeptide F (gene SNRPF). The record is from RefSeq and is marked validated. Gene Ontology annotation, cellular component: pICln-Sm protein complex; U1 snRNP; catalytic step 2 spliceosome. NCBI's taxonomy places the organism in Eukaryota, Metazoa, Chordata, Mammalia, Artiodactyla, Suidae. Gene Ontology annotation, molecular function: RNA binding. Gene Ontology annotation, biological process: spliceosomal snRNP assembly; mRNA splicing, via spliceosome.
AUUUCUCUGGAAGCUUGGUGGCUGGGAAGUUGCUGUAGCCAACUCCAGUCCACGAGGGCCGGACGGCGCUGAGUCGGCGGCGGGUAGUCUGCAGCAUCUGCCCACUACAGCAGCAGUAGUCGCGAUGAGUUUGCCUCUCAAUCCCAAACCUUUCCUCAAUGGGUUAACAGGGAAGCCAGUGAUGGUGAAACUUAAGUGGGGAAUGGAGUACAAAGGCUACCUGGUGUCUGUAGAUGGCUAUAUGAAUAUGCAGCUUGCAAACACAGAAGAAUACAUAGAUGGAGCAUUGUCUGGACAUCUGGGUGAAGUUUUAAUAAGGUGUAAUAAUGUCCUUUAUAUCAGGGGUGUUGAAGAAGAAGAAGAAGAUGGGGAAAUGAGAGAAUAGCAUCUUUUGGGGGAGAUUUUUUUUUAUAUAUAUUUGUAGACAAUAAAGAUGUGUUUGUUUUUCAAUUUGAUUCUGAGCUAUUCAUAUUCAGAUAUUUACAUGCAGAGCUCAACUGUUGCAACAGAUGAAAGAGUGUUCACAGAACUACUGCUGUAAAAGCCACCCAGCUUUAUUCAAGCUGAUUUUCAUGUAAGCCCAAAGCGUUAGGGAAACUUAUGCAUUAUAACUGUCUAUGGAGGUGAAUGUCAGCCCUUUUCUUGUGAUUAUAUAUUAACUGAGACCUUUU